Messenger RNA from Fusarium odoratissimum NRRL 54006, 3716 nucleotides. RefSeq lists its product as uncharacterized. Bases 850 to 2007 code for a protein of 385 amino acids. The record is from RefSeq and is a predicted model, not a curated record. The transcript is spliced from 2 exons. Gene Ontology annotation, biological process: sterol biosynthetic process. NCBI's taxonomy places the organism in Eukaryota, Fungi, Ascomycota, Sordariomycetes, Hypocreales, Nectriaceae. Gene Ontology annotation, cellular component: endoplasmic reticulum.
UAUCAAGUUCAUCACUAAUGACUCUCCACCACCAUCAUCAGUGACAUCUUUACAGAGCCCCGCGGGGACUCACCCACCUAAAAGAUACAGGGGUUCAGGGCCCUCAACAGCUGCUGAUGCAGGUAAAUGGGGCACAUCUACGUAAUUCCUGGGGCCCUUUAGUCGUGAAACUGCCCGUCCCUUGGUCUUGUGAGCAUGUGAAGAACGAACAACCUCGUUCAGCUCCUUCGUUUCCCUUUUCAGUUGAGGCUAACUACGUGCCGUCUCUCUUAUUUUUCCUCUCUCACUCUCUCACUACUACUCUCUUACUCAGGUACUCUCUCUAUUUUGGGUUUCAGGGUUGGGUAUUAAACUGUCCUCCUUCUGUUUCCUCUUACCCAUCUCCUCAUUCCUGUCUUACUCUUUGCCACUCAAUCCCAACCUCGUUAUACUUGCUUCAACAACAAGAUAUUUGAAGCUCUUCAAUUCCUCUCAGCAAUUGCCGUUUAUCCUCAAUUGCUUGACUUGCUUCGGAUAUCCCGGUCCAACUAGCUUUGGGCCCUGUGCUCGUUAGCUCGCGCUGUGAAAGUGGUGGACAGGGUUGCAGAGACUGGACCCCAACAGCUUCAAAUUAUUUUAUCCGGGACAGACAGACCCUCGGAAGCUACACCAAUAUUUGCUUAGGAUACUAAGCUGAGACUGGCCGAGACUGUAAGUUUAGUAGCACUGCAUUGUCCGAAUAUUGAGACUUGCAGGUUUCAGCUCAGUUCAGCUGAACCCGAGCCGGGUUCAUAAGCCAUUGCUGUCCCUCACCAUUGUCUUCAUACCUAACAACCAAAACAGUCAGUUAUACAGAACCUUGGCUUCAAAAUGGCCGAUGAUGGUCCCCCUCUCAUUCGUCCCGUCCCUCGAAGACCCUUCGAUCUCAGUUUGACGACUCCUACACCACCAAGCGAGAACUCGUCUCCUCCAACUCCCGCGCCAGCUCCAGAUCCCAAUAUUGCGCGCUUCCUACAACCAACUCCCGAGCCUGCGAGCGCAGGUCUUAGCAGGCCUCAAUCAUUCAUGAAUUUGACCUCCUCGACGCUCUUCGGAAUCUACUCUCCCACAACGUCCUCUUCGCGCGACCGUGUCUUUGCCGAUCGCGAUGAACUCGAUACACCUUGGGGAACAGGCGCUCAGACACCCAUCAAGAGACCUAGCAUCGACGACGCUACGUUUGAUUUUCUGAAGGAUCGAUCACACCAUAUUCGUCGUCGGUCCUCGAUUCGAGUUCAUGAACCUGCUGGGCCUCAAAAGCAUUCUCCAUCUGGUGGUGCUCUAGUAUUAAGAGGACUUUUGCUUUUCGUUCUCGGCGUGGGAUAUGGCGUAUUAGUCACAUCGCGCUUCCACGAGUCGGACAGUCUUCCGCCUCGUGCUACGUAUAACUGGGGCCAUUUGACGUUUUGGGGUCUUGCUGGCGUUGCACUGGGCGCGCUGUUCCCUUGGUUUGAUAGAGUAUGGGAGAAUUCGUUCGGCGACAAGGGGGAUGAAGCUGUGUUAGAAACCAGUGCUUCAGCAAAAGAUGACGACCCAAGCACUGACUGGGCGCUUGCUGUUCGGGCUAUCGGUGCCUUUGUCGGAAUUGUCUUCGCGAUUCGCAAAGUGGCCUGGGCGUCCACCCUUCAGGUGUCACUGACCUUGGCACUUGUCAAUCCCCUCCUAUGGUGGCUUAUCGACCGCUCCAAGCCCGGUUUUCUGCUCUCAGCUGCGGUUGGACUCGCAGGGUCGGUUGUGCUCCUCGGCGUGAACCCAGAUAUGAUGCCGGCGCCUACUCAAGUUCCGUUCAGGCAUUUGGUUAAUGCCACAAUGGCAGCCGAUGGAGAUAUGCCCAUUCUCGGUGGACUCGCCCAGCAGAAGACACUCGAGACGGGCAUGUGGAUGUUGAGUGUGCUUUUCUGCAGCUGUGUUUGUUUUGGAAACAUCGGUCGUCGACUUACCCUCGGGCCAUCGACAACAGCCAAGGGGCGCUGGGCUGGAGUGAGAUGAUGACGAGCGAGAAGCUGAACUGAUGUGCAAUCAGCUGUAUUGGUCUUUUCACAUUCUGUAGCAUGAUGUGCCUAUGAUAUCCUUUUCGUUUGGGCGACAAUCAUGGGGAGGUAUAUAUAUGGGCGGGUUUAUUGGACAAUGGGAACGGGAGGCAUGUGUAUAGUUAUCGAGAUUGGAUAAGGGCAUUUUGCAGAUCAUAAGGGAUGAUAUGAUGCUUAGUUUACCGAUAUGGUCUGUUUAUGACGACAACUAUUUUGCUCUUCUGUUCUUUUGAAUAGAAUAGCCUGGGUGGAUAGGCUGGGCUAGGGUCAAAUGACUAAGGAAUGAUAAUGUCAUUUCAUUCUACGUUUCAAUUCCCAAGGGAAACUCACGAAUCUCUCACGGUGUGUUGUUUCUGUUUAUCGUUCAGAUACCUUAGCCGUAGCUCCAAUCCGCCGAACUAGCCAUCUCGUACUAGUGAGUUGAACCUCUGCUGGUCCAGCAAAGAACUGGAUACCACAUGGAACUUUUGCAUGCUCUUGUUCUCUUUUCUUCUUUUUCGAGUCUUGAAUCAUUUCCCAAUGUCAAACCAAAAUAUGUUCGCCCUUUACUCCAUCAUUCAUAAACCCUGUAACGGCCGACGAUCAUCGCGUGACGCAAGCUCUACAACGUCGUCAUUCGUGUAUCAGGUCCAGAGCAGAUCUAGUUUGCGCUCUUGAUCGCCUCUUUAACGGCUUCUGAUUUUUCUUGAAUAGCGGAACCAAAGUCGACGUUGGAGAGGCCGAGCAUGACGAGCAUACGAGGGUUUUGAAUCAUCUCGUUGAUUGUGAUGGUACGUGUGCAAACGUCGGUGUAGGAAGCGAGGGCAGCUUCAGGGCCAGAAGCGACUGUUACAAGAAGAUAGUGUAAGCCCAGGUACACUCUUCCAUCAAGGUUAGCAAUAGGAUAGCUUCUGCUACUCACCACCGUCGUUCUUGGGAAUCUGUUCAGGAUGCUGAACUUUUCGACCAGCAGCAAUGUUGUCCAGCUCGGUCAUGAUAUAAUGAGAUCUCUUGACAAAGUCCCAGACGUGGAAGAGGCCACGGUCAACAUUGGGGGGAGUCCAUUGAGAAUGAGACUCAAUGGCUGUGAUGAGGUCUGCCAAGCUAGCGGUGAUGUCUUCCCGUUGCUCUGGGGUGGGGAGUUGAGAGAUGGAGUUAGAAGUCAUGAUGGGUGUGUGAGUAUUUGGUAUUGAUGAAGAAAAGGUCAGCUUGAAGUUUGGAGAAAGAAGAGAAGAAGGUUAAAGAAGAUAGUAAAGGGAAGAAUAAACAGAAAAAGAGGAGAAGAAAGCAAAAACGUAGCAUCAACGUCAGAAAAAGCAGCUUCCCCGCUGCUUCGAGAGUCGUCUGUCCAAUUGCCUCUUUACGUAGAGCAAAGCAAAAACUCCAUUUCUCUCUAACCGUCCCUAGUAUGUCAGGGGCCCCUUGUGGCUUUCUUGUAUCUCUCGUCAGAAACGUUACCGCCUGAAAGGGCUGAAGUUUAGGGCGUUUCUCAGCCAUUGAUCGACCCGAGUAACAUUGGUAAUACUUUGGCUCAAAACGCUUGAGCUUGAAUGAGUAGGAUAAGCCCUAGACUCCAACGGUUUCUCUCAGCAUGUUUGGGGACGAGAAGCUAUCACGAGCAGGGGAGCUAUACGAAAGCAUGAGACGGUAAGCUUAUGCACUGACUGUUAAGGGAAUGACAUGUGAUGG